Molecule: messenger RNA, 4754 nt
Organism: Drosophila kikkawai
Lineage: Eukaryota; Metazoa; Arthropoda; Insecta; Diptera; Drosophilidae
Gene: Zasp52
Product: Z band alternatively spliced PDZ-motif protein 52
Biological process (GO): heart development; actin cytoskeleton organization; muscle structure development
Cellular component (GO): filamentous actin; Z disc; adherens junction
Molecular function (GO): muscle alpha-actinin binding; actin binding
Source: RefSeq, a predicted model, not a curated record
UCGGUUUUUGCUUUAGUUGAGAGAAAAUCGUCGCUUAGUUAACGUCGCCCAAGAACUGAUCAUCUGGCCAGUGCAGCGCAAACGCCCCGAAUAUACGAGACCAAGUCCAGACCCAAAAUCCAAAUCUAAAUCCGAGUCGGAAUCGAAUCGAAACCAAGUUAAAGCCACCCGAUCGGAAGAAAUCGUCUGCGCUAAAAGAAGAUGGCCCAACCACAGCUGCUGCAAGUGAAAUUGUCACGUUUCGAUGCCCAGCCCUGGGGAUUCCGCCUGCAGGGUGGCACGGAUUUUGCCCAGCCCCUGCUGGUGCAGAAGGUUAACGCUGGCAGCUUGUCUGAGCAGGCUGGCCUGCAGCCCGGCGAUGCCGUGAUCAAGAUCAAUGACGUGGAUGUCUUCAAUCUAAGGCACAAGGACGCCCAGGAUAUUGUGGUGCGCUCCGGCAACAAUUUUGUCAUCACAGUGCAGCGCGGUGGUUCCACCUGGCGGCCGCAUGUGACGCCCACGGGCAAUGUGCCGCAGCCCAACUCGCCGUAUCUGCAGACGGUGACGAAGACCUCUCUGGCUCAUCAACAACAGGACAGCCAGCACAUCGGCUGUGGCUACAACAACGCGGCCCGUCCCUUCACCAACGGCGGCGAUGGCGGCGUGAAGAGCAUUGUCAAUAAACAAUAUAACACCCCGGUUGGCAUUUACAGCGAUGAAUCUAUUGCGGAAACACUCUCGGCUCAGGCGGAGGUUUUGGCUGGCGGUGUGCUCGGCGUCAACUUCAAGAAGAACGAGAAGGAAUACCAGGGCGAUCGCUCCGAGGUCCUGAAGUUCCUGCGCGAAGAGGAGACCGGCCAGUCCACUCCAGCAUUCGGCAACUAUGAGCAUGAUGCACCACAACAACAAUAUCAGGCACCACCACAACAACAACAACAGCAACAGCAAUACAAUCAACAACACUAUCACCAGCAACACCAACACCAGCAACAAUCGAGCGCCACUCGCCAUGUCAGCGCCCCCGUGAACACCCCCAAGCCCCCGAGCACCGGCGGACUUCCAACUGGCCAGAACAUUUGCACCGAAUGCGAGCGCCUCAUUACUGGCGUUUUCGUCCGCAUCAAGGACAAGAACCUGCACGUGGAGUGCUUCAAGUGCGCCACCUGCGGCACCUCGCUGAAGAACCAGGGCUACUACAACUUCAACAACAAGCUGUAUUGCGACAUCCAUGCCAAACAGGCGGCCAUCAACAAUCCGCCCGCCGGCACCGAGGGCUAUGUCCCCGUACCCAUCAAGCCCAACACCAAGCUGAGCGCCAACACCAUCUCGUCGGCCUUGAACUCGCACGGCUAUGGCGGCGGCUCCAAUGGCUACUCCAAUGGCAACUCCACCCCAGCCCCGGCACCGGUAAACCAGGGCUAUGCUCGUCCCUUCGGAGCUGCCGCUCCCAAGUCGCCGGUGUCGUACCCACCGCAGCAGCAGCAGCAGUCGCCGCGUCCCGCUCCCGGUGGCCAGAAUCCCUAUGCCACCCUGCCUCGCAGCAAUGCUGGCCAACAAGUCCCACCUGCCACUUCGACCGCUUAUGCACCUACUCAGGCUCCAACUCAGGCUCCAACUCAAGCUCCUGCACCAGCUCCUGCUCCCGCACCAGCUCCUGCUCCUGCACCCCUUCGCACACCAGCUAUCGCUGUAUAUAGUAGCCAGCAGAGCAGCAAGUUCGAUGCCCACGAGCUGAUCGAGGAGACCGUCGAAGAGCUCGAGCACUCGGAGGUCCUGUUCCCGCCGCCUUCCCCGCUAAGCCACCUGACCAAACAUGGCAAAGCCGUACAGUCCGGCCUCCACAAGGCGGACAGCAUCCCCAAAUAUCAGCGCAAUUGGACGGUGCUGCCCACCCAGAGUCCCAUUCGCACCCCGGAGCCGCAGGAGCUGCGCGAGAACGUACCACUGGCAUUUGUGGACGCCCCGAAGGCUCCAGUGACCAGCGAUUCCUCCACUGUACAUAGACCCAUUGCCAUAGUCCAGGUUGCUGCGCCGACAGCUGCGACGGCUCCAGCUCCGGCUCCUGCGCGACCGCAGCUGUCGGUGCCCAUUAUUGUCGAGGAUCGAUCGGGUCCAGUAACGAUGGCUUUCCAACCGCUAGACGAGUUCGUGCGCCCGGACCAGGCCCAGACGCCCACCAGGCCGUAUACGCCCUCGCUGACCAACAAACCGGCGCCCAUUGUGCCUUUUUACCAGACGGAGGAGAAGCUCUGCUUUGACGAGUGCCCGGCCACCCAUGCCAGGGAUUAUGACCAGGGGGCGGCCUCGCCUUUUCUGGACAGAGCUCGUUCUCCGGCACCAGGACCGCCACCAAACCCACUCUCUGCCAUUCGUGCGCCCAGGAUGAAGGAACCAGAGCCGGCUACAUCGAAUCUGCUGUCUGUUUCAGGAGCUCCGCGUCUGCAAACGGGAUCAAUAACCACCGGUCAGAGUUACCAGGGUCAGCUCUUGGCACACUCAGAGCAAAGCUCGCAGUCGGCCAGCCAGAGCUUUAACCAGCAGCCGGAGAGGAUCACAGAGCAGAGGAUCGGCAAUAUGAGUGUCCAGCAGAGGGAGCAGUCCUCCCAGCUGCAGCAGCAAUCGCAGUCGCAGUUGCAGAGCCAGACGCGCAGCCAGGUGGGCAAUAUGCAGAUCGAGAGACGCCGCAAGGUCACCGAGGAGUUUGAGCGCACGCAGAGUGCCAAGACCAUAGAGAUACGCACUGGCACUCAGUCCGUGUGCCAGGCUCAGGCUCAAGCCCAGUCUCAAACCCAGUCGGACACGGAGCGUCGCUCUUCCUACGGCAAGACAGGUUUUGUGGCCAAUCAGGCAAGGCGUCUCUCUGGAUUGGAGCAGGAGAUCACUAGCCUGACCAGCCAGUCGCAGGCCAUCAGUGCCCGGGCUUCCACGCUGGGUGAAGGCUGCUUCCCUAAUCUUAGAUCGCCCACCUUUGACUCCAAGUUCCCGCUGAAGCCAGCUCCUGUGGAGUCUACAGUGCCCGGAUAUGGAGCAGCGCCAGCAGCCACCAGCAAGCUAGUGGCGCCUCCACCGGGAUUCAUCCUCCAGCAACAACAGCAGCAGCAACAGCAACAGAGAUCCGCCUUCUCCGGCUACCAGGCCACCACUUCAUCGGUGCAACAGAGCUCGUAUGCAAGCAGCACGAAAGCCACCUCCUCAUCGCUCUCAUCCUCAUCAGCAUCUGCUUCAGUCGCAUCAGCAUCCGUCGCGAGAUCGUCGCAAAGUCUAACCCAAGCUUCUGCUAUUACUACUACCACUAAUAACCAGGCCACAUCGGCCUUCAGGAGCGCCAAUGGCAGCAGCACUCAGCCUAAUCUGGCCUCGCGGCCAUCCAUCGCUUCCAUCACAGGUCCAGGAUCAGCUCCUGCCCCUGCGCCCGCUCCAGCUCCGGCUCCGGCUCCGGCUAGAGCUAUGGCUCCUCCAUACAAAGCGCCAAUUGCUCCGAAAUCGGUGAUAGCCAAUGCCGUGAAAGCUGCUGCUCCGCCCGCUGCGCCCGUUGCUUUUCCGCCAAAUCUAAGCGAUCUGAACUUGAACUCUAAUGUGGAUGAUUCUGCAGGUGCCGGUGGCAAGAGCGGUGGUGUCUUCGGUGCCACCUCGGCGCCCAAGCGCGGCAGGGGUAUCCUGAACAAGGCGGCCGGACCCGGUGUGCGUAUCCCACUAUGCAACAGCUGCAACGUGCAGAUCAGAGGACCCUUUAUCACGGCUUUGGGCAAGAUCUGGUGCCCGGAUCACUUCAUCUGCGUGAACGGCAACUGCCGUCGUCCCUUGCAGGAUAUUGGUUUCGUUGAGGAGAAAGGUGACCUGUACUGCGAGUACUGCUUUGAGAAGUACCUGGCGCCCACCUGCAGCAAGUGCGCUGGAAAGAUCAAGGGUGAUUGCCUGAAUGCCAUUGGCAAGCACUUCCAUCCGGAGUGCUUCACCUGCGGCCAGUGCGGCAAGAUCUUUGGCAACACGCCCUUCUUCCUAGAGGAUGGCAAUGCCUAUUGCGAGGCCGACUGGAACGAGCUGUUCACCACCAAGUGCUUUGCCUGCGGCUUCCCCGUGGAAGCAGGCGAUCGAUGGGUGGAGGCCCUUAACCACAACUAUCAUAGCCAAUGCUUCAACUGCACGUUCUGCAAACAGAACCUGGAGGGCCAGAGCUUCUACAACAAGGGCGGACGUCCCUUCUGCAAGAAUCAUGCACGCUAAGUCACCAGCAAGCUGAUAUUGUUUGACUUUCAGGGAUCACGCACACUUAACCAUCAACUAUCUUCACCAUCUAAGGAUACCAGCUCGCUUGCUCGUAUCUCAAGAGCUUAUAAUUGCAAUUGUCAGAGUGAAUAAUGCGUAAUUAUUAUUAUUUUCUAUUUGUUUUUUGAAUUGUGCCCACAAAUAUGUUAUCCUAAUUUUAAAUAAUCAACGAAUCACAGUCUCAAACAAAAAAUUGUAAAACUGCAACAAAAAACGACACGAAAUCGAAUUAGCUAGCAAAUUACACAUCAUACACACAUAUUAUAUUAUUUAUUUGAAGCAUCAUAACCGCCGAAAUAUAUCGAUCCCACGCCUAAAUAUUGUAUGUACUGUGGGCCAGAGUUGAUUUACCUGAGCCUUGAGCAAGAGGAAAACUAAAGGUUGCUUAAAUACUAUUAUUAUUUCUAAAUUUUAUGUUGUAAAUUAUCCAUAAUCUGAUUGUAAACGAGUGUAAAUUGUAAAUGAUCAUCAGCAAAGUGAAUAAAUUUCGAAAUCUUUAACGCGUUUAA